Molecule: messenger RNA, 3702 nt
Organism: Anolis carolinensis (green anole)
Lineage: Eukaryota; Metazoa; Chordata; Lepidosauria; Squamata; Anolidae
Gene: c4h8orf88
Product: chromosome 4 C8orf88 homolog
Exons: 7
Coding region: 283-765 (160 amino acids)
Source: RefSeq, a predicted model, not a curated record
UCCUCCCCCUUUUCCCCUCACAGAACCGCAACAAUAGGCGGAUUUACAAGGCGGGGGGAUGGGAUGCCAGCGCGUGGCCCGCGUCAACCUCCACCAGGCCACGCCCCCAGCACGAGGCAGGCAGAGAGAGUCCGUUGGCCUCAGGCAACAGCGACUUCCGGCUACAGUUUCAUUCGUUUCCCUCCUUCGCAGAAGGUGUGAAGGUGGCAGCCUUAGGUACAGGCCUUGCGCUCUGUGUGUCGGAGGAUGAGGGACUGCAUGGCAUCCCAAAGUGUUUAAAAAAUGGAAACAAAAAGAAUGAUUGGUAAAUCACUUCAGCCAGCGAGACCUGUGCGACAUCUCACUCCUUAUGUAUCACCAACCAAUUUCAGCUUCCAGACGAUGUUUUCAUGCAGUACUCCUGUACAUUCACCUAAUGAAAUUGGCUCAAUAUGUAAAUCCAACAGACUACUGGUUUUAAAUGAAAGUCUGAUUCCGCGUGUUUCAGAGCAGCACAAACCUGAAGUUACAAAAGCAGAAAGAAUAACCUAUAGUAGAGAUUACCUUUUGAAACUUUCAGAGGUUUCACUUGCUCAAGAGAAACCAGAAUUUCUUCCUGAUCAUCCUGUUGUACUUGAAAAACCAAUGCCAUGGAGCCCUACGACUGCUGCCACCACCUGGAAUAGCCUCCCUGUCCAGCCUGUGGGGUUCCAGGUUUCACCGGGCCUUUUCACACAGACAAACUACUGCUUACUGUCUGAUUCAAGAAAUGAUGUAUCUUUCUGAAGAUGAGGAAUAUGUCCUUUUUCACCACUAAAAAUUAAGGAAAUGUGAUCUAUAAUCGGUUUUAACCUUUAUGGUUAGUGUACAUCUGAAGUAAAACUAUUUUCAAAGAAAAUGUAUGCAUAUCAACUUUAUGUUUUGUUGGACCAAACCAUGUGAGAAGGGAAAAAGCUGUUGAAAUGAGGUAACACUCCUGUGUCAAGUUGAAGUACUAUAUUCAACAUAUUACAAUACACUAUGAUUGCUACUAGUGUUGCAAUGCUGUGAGAAGUUUAUUCUUUUUUUCUGCAAUUGAUCAGAAGAAAUGUAGAAUGAUGGGUUCAUACGACAUGGUUGCCUACCACAGAAAAUGGACAUGAAACCAUAACAAAUUUCUAAACAAAUUCCACAUGAUGUUUGUUUUAAAAGAGAUACACACCUACAUCUAAAAUACUGGCUAAUGUUUUAUACAAAAUAUUUUAAAUUGGUUUUUGAAAAUUUUGGAAUGUAUAACUCCUUCACUGUGAUUAAAUUGCAUCACUUUUGUAAUGUUAUAAUCACAAAUAUGUGUUCAAUGCAUAUAUAAGUUUGUAUUUAUACUUCUGUUACUCCACAUGACCUUCCCCUUUUCCUGCCCAGUUCUUGGCAUUUCUUUGUAGGUGAUAUUAUUUAAAUAACUACCAAGAUGCUUUAAGGUAAAAAUGACCUGAUAAAUCUUUAUGUCUCUCUGUCUGAGUAUAUCUUUCAUUUACAAUGUUAUAUUUUAGUGAUCAAGGCAUGCCAUUCCUACUCACUUAGGAAGGAAUGCCAUGCUCACUAAAAGUCAACAUGAAUUUCUCAAAAACAAGUCAUGCCAGACCCUUAUUUCUCUGUUUCUCUCUUUUGAUAGUGUUACAGGUUUGAUAAAUGAUGGGGAUGCUGUAGAUGCUACACACCUUGAUUUCAAUAAGACCUCUGACAAUAUUUCCUAUGACAUUCUCCCAAAGAAGCUAGCAAAAUGUGAGCUAGACAAUGCUGCUUUUAGGUGGAUUUGGAAUUGGCUGACUGUCCAUACCCAAAGGGUGCUUCCCAUUGGUUCCUCAUCCUGGAGAGGAGUGACCAAGGGAUGCCACGGGUUUCUGUUCUGUGCCCAGUGGUAUUGAACAUCUUAAUAAAUUGUACAACAGAAUAGAAGGCAUGCUUAUCAACUUUGCAGAUGACACCAAAUUGAGGGGGGGGGAGGGGUAUCUAAUAUCCCAGAGGACAGGGUCAGAAACCAAAAAUUCAGAUCAGAGAACUGGGCCAAAACUAACCAAAUGAAUUUCAACAGGGAGAAAUGUAUAGUACUAGAAUUCGGCAAUAAAAGUGAAAUACACAGGAUGGAUGACACCUGGCUUGAAAACAGUACUUGUGAAAGGGAUCUAGGAAUCUUCAUAGACCAUAAGCUUACUAUGAGUCAACAGUGAGAUGUGGCAGCUAAAAAAGCCAAUUCUAGGUUGCAUCAAUAGAAGUGUAUAGUAUUUAGAUUGAGGGAAGUCAUGGUCCCACUCUUCAGCAUUAAUCAGAUCUCACUUGAUGUAUUGUGUCCAGUUCUGGGCACCACAGUUCAAGAAGAACAUUGAGAAGCUGGAAGGUGUCUAGAGAAGUGCAAUCUAAAUGAUAAAAGGCCUGGAAGCCAUUGGGUAGCAUCUUAGGGAGCAGAGUAUGUUUAUCUUGGAGAAGAGAAGGUUAAGAGGAGACAUGAUAGGCAUGAUUAAAUAUUUGAAAGGAUGUCAUAUUGAGGAAACAGGCAAGCUUGUUCUCUGCUGCUCUAGAGACUAGGACAUGGAGCAAAGGGUUCCAGUUGCUAGAAAAGAAAUUCCACCUAAACAUUCAGAAGAACUAUCUGAUGGUAAGAGCUAUUCAACUGUGAAAUAUGCUGUCUCGGAGUGUGAUGGACUUCCUCUGAUAGUUUUUAAACAGAGGCUGGAUAGCUGUCUGUUGGGACUGCUGUAAAUGUCAGUUCAUACAAUGGAGUACCAGAAGUGGAAUCUUUGUUAUCAGAUACUUAUUAAUAUAUAUUAAAACAAUCACAAAUUUGUUUGCAAGUUUUAUGUAUAAUCUCUGUAUAUGUGGUUGGGCUGACUUUAUUGAACAUCAAAUUAGUAAGCAAAUGCAGCAGUGACUAUUAUAAGCAAUAUUAUGUUAUAUUCUGCUUGAUUUCUAAACAUUCACAAGAUACAGUACUUUACAAAUAGUUAACACUUAUAAUAAAAAAGAUAAAUAAACCAAAAAACAGUCAUAUGAAACAAAAGAUCAGUUUACACCAUUCCUGAAAGCAGCUGUGAGAAUUUGUACAGUUUAGCUCUGUUCUUAAAUGGGAGCCUGUGUCCAUUGAAGUAAAACCUUGUCAUCUGUUAACUUUAUUGACUUUACAAUGAUUCUGUUAGUGUUCUUUUGGAGUCAUGUACGGAUUAUUAAGUAAUUGUAAUGAAGCUUCUAGUUGUUAUUCAGGACCCACCAGGAAGCUGGAAAAGAAAAUAAUAGAUGGUUAGAAAAUCACGUUCUUUUAGUAGUAUUUUUCUUCUGUAAGUUGAGAUUUUCUGUUGCUGCUUAGAACAUAACUUUACAAUGUGCAGCGUAUUAUUUUCUUUAAAAUCUAAGCACUGACUUAGAUGACCUUAUUAUUUUAUCCUCCCUUUUUACACUGCUUGAAUUAGGGUUAUAAUGCUCCCCAUUCCCAGUGGGAACAAAGAGAUGCAACUUUUGUUCAUGUGAGCAACCCCUAAAGUUUCAAAUUACUUAAAUUUGAACUUACUCCUUGCAAGUCUCCUCAUCAUAAGUAUUCUUGCAUUGUAAAGCAAAUGUGGUUGUAAGUUGUAUUUUGCACAUACUGUUUCCCAUUUAGGGAGACCUUGCCAUUGCAUUGUAUUUGCUAUUCAAUGCAGUUAUUUUGUAUAUCUUGAUUGUUGUCCACUCAGUACAAUUCCGCUUUUAUAUUUA